AAGGUUUGUUCGGCUGCUUCCAUGGUUUUAACUACAAACUUUCUUCCAAAUUCCCCAUCAAAUUUCCCAGGAAAAAUCAAAAUGUCUUCUUUAGGCACUUCAAAGGGUGUUCUUGAAAUAGCCAAAUUUGGCCUUUAUGUUACGAUCCCCAUCGUUCUUAUGUACACUUUCGCCAACAACACUAAGAAUCUCCAGAAAUUCAUGGGAAAUCGAUCCUAUGUAGUGUAUCCUCCGGAGGGACCAAGGCCUCCAUCACCUGAGGAGUUGAGAGAGAUGGCCCGGGAGCUCGCUCGGAAGAAAAAUAAUCAUUGAGGCUCUUUAGGGCUAUGGACUGUGACUUUUGCUGGCAUGUCCCAUCUCAAACAUCAUAAUACACCUAAACUGGAAAAAAUGUGAGAUGUACCAUUAUGUGUAUUCCGGCAUCGUUGUCAAGGACGACAUGGGUAGUAGCCGAGAGCAAGAUCAGACUCAUGAUUGCUCUUCGAUUUCCAUUAGUUAAGGUUGCUUUCCAUAUUGUCAGAGAAGUUCAAACGGAAGGGAUCAGAUCCCAUUGUAGGUUCAGACACCUCUGGACGGAGGUAGAAGGGGCCAUCUGAUUGCCAACAUGACCAGAGAGAUGCCAUGUUGGCCCGUCUUUGUGUAGAAAAAACCAGGCAGCCACUUCUAAAUUGUUAGCUGCAGAUCACAGUGAAACGAGUCAAUACUCUCUUAUCUUAGCAAUGACAGCUAUGUCACUGCAUCACAGCAUUGAAAUUGAGCAUGAUGCAUGAAUUGAAAUGAUAAACUCAAAACAUAAUCAUCCACUUCCUAAAA
Gossypium raimondii (Peruvian cotton) is the source of this 813-nucleotide messenger RNA. RefSeq lists its product as uncharacterized. The record is from RefSeq and is a predicted model, not a curated record. NCBI's taxonomy places the organism in Eukaryota, Viridiplantae, Streptophyta, Magnoliopsida, Malvales, Malvaceae. Gene Ontology annotation, biological process: mitochondrial respiratory chain complex IV assembly. Gene Ontology annotation, cellular component: mitochondrion. The coding region runs from base 22 to 312 and encodes 96 amino acids. The transcript is spliced from 3 exons.